AUGCGUCGUAUCAUUGCGGUAAGGAAAUCGACUGCAUGGCUGCUUGCAUGGCUGCUUGCAUGCCUGCCAUGGCUCUCGGACAAAUCGCGGAAAUAGCCGUCCAACUAAUGUUUGUCGUUCUAGAAGCAGCUCUUCUACGUGGAAUUUGCAGCGAGAUUCGUCUCUCAGACGGUAUAUAAAGCUGACUCGCACACCGCUGCUGGUCCCCCCCCUUCUCUCACAGCACCGGAUUUCACUGUCAUAUCAGACAAUUCAAGCACACCCAAUCGCUCCCAAACCCACCGAAAGUGAUCUCAAAAUGCUCUCUUCUUCAAGCCUAACAGCGCCUUCGUCCUACCGGCAGUACUCGUCAUUGCCGCGUUCUCCGCUCUUCCGGUGGCACAUGCCAACGUUGGUGAGUGCUGGACAUCAUUUGAUGCCUUAUCUGUUGUCAUCUCGACCAUGGCACGAUGACUGGGUGUUUUGCUGACGUGAUCCUGUGUGUGCACCUUCUUCAUGUGCUUUGCAGAGGUCCGUGACAGGGGUCACGGCGACGCACAGAGGUCAGACUGGCGCCAAGACUGCGUUUCUAUGGGCGGUCAGACGGCACAGUGGGACUUGUGGUAUGAUUCGAGCGUCCAAAAGGUCUUUGCAUACUGCAUUGACGAGUGAGUAGGCGAUUUGGAGCUUUGCGACGACAGCAGAUGUUGUUCACCUUGGGGCUCUGCUGACUUUUGCUCAAACAAAUGAUAUAGCGAGGAUGAAGAUAUUUCGCAAGACAUCAAGGAUCAUCUAGGCUGGUAG
Molecule: messenger RNA, 783 nt
Organism: Ceraceosorus bombacis
Lineage: Eukaryota; Fungi; Basidiomycota; Exobasidiomycetes; Ceraceosorales; Ceraceosoraceae
Source: the annotation of a GenBank genome assembly